GUCUCCUUCCGGCCCCCAAGCGAGAUCCUCUCCCGUCAGGCUCUCCAGUGCCUCCCUGGGGCCCGGAUCUGUGAACCCCGGAGAGCCCGGGGAGGAGGUCAGGCUGGGGGACCCGGGAGCCAUCUGCUGGUGGGAGCCCUGAGUGCAGGCUGGGGAAGGGAGAUGCGCGGGGGAGCGGUCUGCCCUUUAGCUCGGAAAAGAGGCUGCCCAGGGAGCCCAGGCACCAGUUUCCCUGUGGGCCGAAUUCUUCUUCAUUAGCAGUACAUGAUUUUCAGUACUAUUCAGUGAGAGCCUCCCCACCGAUUCUGACCCCCAAUGGGGUACUGAUUGAUGUUGGAGUGAUCUGAAAAUGCAGUAUGUUUUUGGCCAGUAUUACUCUCAAAGAACUUUCUGGAAACUGAAGGUGACAUGCAUGAAACCUCUAGAGCCCCGCCCAGGGAGGGCUGCGAGGCAGGGACUCCUUUCCUCAGCUCUGCCCAGUGGGGAUGAGGUCUCCGGGGAGCCUUCUGACAAGGUUCUCUAUUGGUGCCCUUCAGACGGCAAGCAACUGAUCCCCUGCACUGCCAUUGACUGUCCCUGGAGACCCUUUUCUGCUCCAGACCCGCCCAAGCCUUACCAGUGCCCGCAGUGUGGCAAGGACUUCAGCCACCUCUCCAAAUGGAACCUCCAGCAGCGCAGCCCCAGGGACGAGAAGCCUUUCCAGUGUCCAUAGUGCAAUCAGCGCCUGAGCUGGAGCUCAGACCCGACGCACCAUCUGGGCAGGCAUAACGGAGAGCCUUCCUUCUGGUGCGCGCUGUGCGGGGAAAGCUUUGGCCGCAGCUCAUGACUACUCGUGCACCAGCGCGUCCACACGGGCGAGCAGCCCUACCGUUGCAGAGUGCCGCAGGUGUUUCUGUCUUGCCCAGUGUCUGGUCAAGCACCGGCGUAUCCACAAUGGCGAGAGGCCCUACAAGGGCGGGGAUUGUACUAAGUGUUUCAGCCAGCGCGCCAACCUCGUUCCACACGGGCAGGUCCACGUGGGCGAGAAGCCCUGCAAGUGGCGGGAUUGCGCGCGGAGCUUCAGCCGGAGCUCGCACCUCAUCCCGCACCAGAGGGCGCACGCGGGUGAGCGUCCAGGUGGCUGGGGACGGCUGCGACAAGAGCCUCAGCAGAUGCUCGCGCACCGCAGGGUCCACUUGGGCGAGAAGCCCUAAGGCUGCGGCGUGGGCAGCAGGAGCUUCAGGCAGGAGACCAGCCUCAUCCCGCACCAGAAGCUGCAUGCGGCGGACAGGCGGCUGGGGGUGACACUUUGCGGCGACACUUUGCGGCCUGUCCAGACCUGGGACCGAAGCCUGAAGCUCUUAUCUGGGGCUAAGCAGAGGUGACGCAUUUCCAGGAGCCUAGACCUCGGCUUCGCCCUUUCUCAGUGGGAAUCGUCAAGGGAAGAUUUGGGGCCCUACUAGACACGGGGGUGAAGUAGGAGAGCUCAAGUUGAUUUUCUUUGGUCAGCAUAUCCAGGGAUCUAGUGGCCCUCAGGCAAAUCCCUGGGAUUGCAUGGUGACUAAGUAGGGUUUUUAAGCAGGCCUCUGUCCUUCCUUCCUCUUCAGAGUCUCUGCCAUGCCCCCCAGAAACGUAGGAAAUCCCAGAGAGCACCAGACAGCUGAUCCCUGGGUUCUCGGGUCCCCGGGGAAUGAUCUGGGAGCAGACGGCAUGGAGCAGGAGAAUGACAGGCGGUACGGGGUGGGGGUGGGGGGUAAAACCUCUUUGUAGAGUUUUCUCAUCCAACUUAUUUUCUAGGGUUUUUACUCCCAUUUGUUAGUCACUCAUUGGAGCCACUGGUCUACCUCAUGGGAGAUGUUAAAAGAGGGAGGAGAAGGUGGCCCCCUUUUGAAGAGGUCCCCCUGUCAUGUUUCCAUCCCCCCAAAAUGACCUUCUGAGCCCUGCAGGUCGUGUCCUCAUUUGCAUCAGCCCAUCAUCAACUUGCUCUCUCCUCCCUCCUCCCAAAUCUUUGCUUUGCAGUUGAUGUGUGCCAAAGUUCUGAACGUUGGUGGUAUGGGGCAUGGUGUUUUCUUUACAGUUGAACUCUGCCUCACUGGUGGAAUUUCCUGCCUAAGUUUUACAUCAGGGCAGGAUGUGGUGGGAGUCUGGGUGACUAGAAAUUAAAAAAACAAAACAAAAAAAACCCAACCAAACAACACUUUUUGUCUUUCACACAACUCAAAACUGGGGGUGGAAGCCAAACCCAAGCGUGAUGGUGGUGGAGACUAUUGAUGGCCCAGCUUCUUCUCAGCACUUCAUGUUUCCUGGUUGAAGAGGUGUCAGAGCUCUACUUAUCUCAGGCUUGGUGUAGAAGAUACAAAGAUGCAUGAAAAUUUCUCCCUUAAUUACUGCCGAGCAGAAACGUGGAUGAUCCUCAUGGAAAUUGUCUCCAUAGGAAACCAAACAGUUACUGAAUUUGUCCUUCUUGGUUUCUAUGUCAUAGCUGAACUGCAUCUCCUUUUCUUUAUUGUGUUCUCUCUCAGCUAUGCCUCUAUCAUCCUAGUGAACAUGUUAAUCAUUGUGGUGAUGGUUAGCUCUCAGAGGCUCCACACACCCAUGUAUUUCUUCCUGGCUGAUCUGUCUUUCCUGGAGAUCCUCUGUAUUUCCACAGCAGUGCCAAAAAUGUUGAAGGACUUCUUGCAGGAGGCAGCCAUCUCUGUGGCUGGUUGCUUGCUCCAGUUCUUUAUCUUUGGUUCUCUGGCCACGGCUGAAUGCUUCCUCCUGGCUGUCAUGGCAUAUGAUCACUACCUGGCAAUCUGCUACCCACUCCUGAUGGGGCCCAGAUGGUAUUUGGGGCUGGUGGUCAUAGCGUGGCUCUCCGGCUUUAUGGCAGAUGGAUUGGUUGUAGUCCUGAUGGCCCAACUGAGAUUCUGUGGCCCCAACCACAUUGACCACUUUUACUGUGACUUCAUGCCUUUGAUGAGCCUGGCCUGCUCAGAUCCCAGUGUAGCCCAGAUGACAACAUUCAUUCUCUCUGUGAUCUGCCUCACUGUUCCCUUUGGACGGAUUCUGACAUCUUAUGCCUGGGUCGUGGUGGCUGUGCUGAGAGUUCCUGCUGGGGCCAGCAGGCGAAAGGCUUUCUCCACUUUCUCCUCCCACCUAGCUGUAGUGUCCGCAUUCCAUGGCACCCUCAUGGUCUUGUACAUUGCACCCUCUGCUGUCCACUCCCAGCUCCUCUCCGAGGUCUUUGCCCUGCUCUACACUGUGGUCACCCCUCUCUUCAAUCCUGUGAUUUAUACCCUGAGGAAUAAGGAGGUUCAUCAGGCACUACAGAGGCUUCUCUGUGUUAAGCAAACUGAAACAAUUGAUUGAAGGAGGAUUGUGGUAAAGAUUUUAUUUGGACUUUGGGAUGUCUUCUGGGGUUGGCUGGGUAGAAAUAACUUUGUUCUGUUCUGACAUUUCUCUCUGUGAAAAGUUUUAUAGUUAUCAUACUCACGCUAAAGAUGAGUAUU
This is a messenger RNA of Balaenoptera ricei (Rice's whale), 3470 nucleotides long. Its product is annotated as olfactory receptor 11A1. Gene Ontology annotation, biological process: G protein-coupled receptor signaling pathway. The transcript is spliced from 4 exons. Gene Ontology annotation, cellular component: membrane. Bases 2341 to 3330 code for a protein of 329 amino acids. The record is from RefSeq and is a predicted model, not a curated record. Gene Ontology annotation, molecular function: G protein-coupled receptor activity; olfactory receptor activity. NCBI's taxonomy places the organism in Eukaryota, Metazoa, Chordata, Mammalia, Artiodactyla, Balaenopteridae.